Alnus glutinosa is the source of this 1509-nucleotide messenger RNA. RefSeq lists its product as uncharacterized. NCBI's taxonomy places the organism in Eukaryota, Viridiplantae, Streptophyta, Magnoliopsida, Fagales, Betulaceae. Bases 356 to 1174 code for a protein of 272 amino acids. The transcript is spliced from 2 exons. The record is from RefSeq and is a predicted model, not a curated record.
ACAUCCGUGUCGGCAACGCAACGGUCCCCAAUUAACCAAGCCAGCCACAACACUUGUCCCCGGACCUUUCCCUCCCGAUAAACAAAUCAGCCAAAUACCAAAAAAAGAAACAUGAAAAUACGAAGCAUUCAAAGCCUCAAAGUAGAAGCUUUCCCAGCAUCUUCUUAGCCACCUUUCUCUCCCCAUCAUCCUUUCUCAUAUUCCCAUAUUACAUACCACUUCUCUUUUUAUCAGACUUUUUUACAUUUCUCUCACUGAUUUUUCUUUCUACAUACAAAACGCUUUUGGGUUCUCUCUCCCGGCCCCGUCCUUUCUGUGCUCUUAUUGACCACCGGCCACCGCGCCACGACACAAAAUGGCGCGUCGUUUUUUCGCCUGCUUCGGCAGAGGAGGUACCUCGAAGACGUCGUCCGGGGAGCGGAGCAACGUGACGGCAGACGUGGCGGCGGAGGAGGAUCGGCGCGGAGGGGCGGUGCUGGUGGAGCUGUUCUCGUCGCAGGGUUGCGCCACGUCGCCCGAGGCGGAGCUGUUGGUGUCGAGGCUGGGGAGGGGGGACUUCGACGGGCAGGAGCUGCCGCCGGUGGUGGUGCUGGCCUUUCAUGUGGACUACUGGGACUACAUGGGCUGGAAGGACCCAUUUGGGUGCAGCCAGUGGACCGUCAGGCAAAAGGCCUACGUGGAGGCCCUCAAGCUCGACACGAUGUUCACCCCGCAGGUCGUGGUGCAGGGUAGAGCCCAAUGUGUUGGGAAUGAUGAGAAGGCUCUCUUGGCGGCGAUUAAGGACGCACCGAGGUUCCCUGCUCCGACGUUCCAGGCAAGCUUCCAAAGGCCUGCGCCAGACUCCUUGCAAGUCUCCCUAGCAGGAAGUCUAAGGUCAAAGGUGGAUAAUCAUGGCGCCAAUGUCAUGGUGGCGUUGUAUGAAAGCGGGAUGGUGACUGAUUGUCCCAAGGGGGAUAACAGAGGGCGGGUUCUGUCCAAUGACUUCGUCGUUCGAAAACUUGAAAAGCUCUGCACUUUGAAAGACAUCUCUGCCCGGAAGGCGGUGAAGGGGACUGUUAAUUUCUCCCUGUGGGAAGGAUUCAAUGGCAGCAAGUGUUGGGUCGCCGUCUUCGUUCAAAAUAGCUCUCAUCAAAUUUUGGGGUCGCAGAAUUUUCAGUUGCCGGAUGACAUAUGAGAGACACAAUUAAUAAACCAUAUACUCCAGGAACGAUUAGGCCAUUAUAUAUGUACAGGAUAUGCUCUGUUUUAGGGUGUUUGAUUUCUUGUUUUGUUUUCCUUUUCUUUUGGUAUUUGUGUUUUUGUUUCUUAUAUUUACUGGCUGGAUUUUGUAUUUAGCAGACGGAUCGAGAGAGAGAGUUGCAUCACUAUCUAGUCCUUCAUUUCAGAUUUCGAACUGAAAUUCUUUGUAUUUUGUUCUGUGGGGGAGAGAUGUGAGUGAGAAACUUUUAUCCAUAUGUUUGUAUUUCUUGGCUUUUCAAUUGCUUUGUAUUCCAUGUCUAUUGUAUGCAA